CCCAUGUAGAGCCAUGGCACCCAAUGCAGCUGAUGGAUACGCCAGUGAUGAUGAGUGUCCCACCCGGCCACUUCCGGAUGGCUAUGGUGCACUGGAGGGGGACCCUCCCAAGCCUGGGAGCAGCCGAAAACGUCGCGCAGAUGUCGUGCAGUACAGCAUCCAGCAGGGCCACGGCCGCCGUGGUUCCCGCCGCGAGGAGGCUGCGCGGUGCUCGGCCGAGGCGCAGCCACCACGGCGCACGGGGGCGGAGAUCCGGCCGCGGCUCAGCAUGGAGUACCACAAGGCUCUGCUGGAACUGGUGAAGAAGUCCAAAGUGACUUCGAUGAAGUCGGACUUGACCAUCCUCCGCGAGCAUCAUCGUUUCUUGUGGGAUCACGAUGACAAGGAUUCCUGGGAGUUACGCCUGGCCAGAAGGUACUACGAUCGUCUCUUCAAAGAGUAUGUGAUCUGCGACCUGACGGGCUACCGCAAGGGCCAGGUCGGCUUCCGCUGGCGUACGCAGAGCGAAGUGCUCAACGGCCGGGGGCAGUUCAGCUGUGCAAACAAGUUCUGUUCCUCGAAGGAUGACUUGAAGAGCUACGAAGUGGACUUCAAAUACUCUGAAGCGAAGUGUCAGAAGCGCGCCUUAGUGAAAGUCCGUCUCUGUCAGGAUUGUGCCUUCAAGCUCCACUAUCGACGCUUGAAGAAAGCGCGGAAGCGUGGCACACACUCCACACCCAAGGCUCCCGAGCCUGUGACCGAUGAAGAUGUGGCUGCAGAAGAGGAUGCCACAAUGGCCAGCGCGUCGCAAAGAGAGACAGCGCAAGAACAGAAGGAACCAGGCGGUCCCAGCACCGAAGAUCUCAAGAUGUUGGAGUCAUUGGCCUGGCGUCAGCCGGAUCCAGAGGUUCGCACUCGAGAGGACGACAUCGACGACUACCUUCGCGAGCUCUUCUUGUGAUAGGGAGACGUGCCGAGCAGCAUGUCCAGCUGGACCAUUCUCUAUACUUUUCCUAUAGUGGUAUUG
Messenger RNA from Cladocopium goreaui, 1006 nucleotides. Lineage: Eukaryota; Dinophyceae; Suessiales; Symbiodiniaceae. The record is from the annotation of a GenBank genome assembly.